AAAGGAAUUGGGCAUUCAAGUAGAGAAGGGCAUAUUUAUCCCCUAUCUAAAUCUUCGUCUGUCAAGCCGAUAGAGCUCUCUUUCUCUUGCCUCUGUACUGCCGCUGGGUUCUGCUGCUACUCGUUUCAUAUUCUACCUUUCAUAUAUUAUUACCAAAGCAAAGAUGGAUAGGGAGAGGCUCAUGAAAAUGGCUGGUGCCGUUCGUACUGGUGGAAAAGGAAGCAUGAGAAGAAAAAAGAAGGCUAUUCACAGAGCCACGACCACUGAUGAUAAAAGGCUUCAGAGUACCUUGAAGAGGAUUGGGGUGAACGCUAUCCCAGCUAUUGAAGAAGUUAACAUUUUCAAGGAUGAUGCAGUCAUCCAGUUUAUUAAUCCCAAAGUUCAAGCUUCCAUUGCUGCCAACACUUGGGUAGUUAGCGGUUCUCCUCAAACAAAAAAAUUGCAAGAUAUUCUCCCAGGGAUCAUCAACCAACUAGGGCCAGAUAACUUGGACAACCUAAGGAAGCUUGCGGAGCAGUUUCAGAAGCAGCAACCACCUGCUGGUGCACAAGCAACACAAGAAGAAGACGAUGAUGAAGUCCCGGAGCUUGUUGCUGGUGAAACCUUUGAAACUGCUGCAGAAGAUAGUCAUACUCAUACUUCUUAGACUGGUUGUAUGAAUGGUUUCCAAUACCAAUUUUAGUACUUUGCUGGGCAUUUCUUUCCCCUUAUGGCCUUCAGCUCUUGUGAUAGUCUCUUUUCCUGAUGUUUUACUGAAUCCAGUGAAAGAAUUGUAGCUUGUAUGAGACCUAUAAAUGUUGUUAAAAGCGUGCCUAAGGUGCACCUAAGCUCAAAGCUCAAAGCCCCAACCUCUCAACACUUCUCUAGGCCCAAAAAAAGCUCAUUUAAUGAAGCACACUUUUUUGGAGCUUUUUGAAGUACAAAGCGCACUAAGACACGCUUUUUUUUAAUAUUAUUUUAUUGUUAAAAGAGAUUUGGAUUAUCAAAAUUAAUUGCUUGAUCAAAA
Messenger RNA from Quercus robur (English oak), 1006 nucleotides. Its product is annotated as nascent polypeptide-associated complex subunit beta-like. Gene Ontology annotation, cellular component: nascent polypeptide-associated complex; cytosol. The transcript has 6 exons. Lineage: Eukaryota; Viridiplantae; Streptophyta; Magnoliopsida; Fagales; Fagaceae. The record is from RefSeq and is a predicted model, not a curated record. The coding region runs from base 164 to 646 and encodes 160 amino acids.